UUGCGGAUUUGACGCACUCACUUCCUUCUUCUACACGCUCAGCCUUCAGCUGUCAAUAGGAACACGUUAACUCAUAAAAAACCAGUCAUUGUGUUUCACUGAAGGAGAAAGGACCACAGUAAACAGCUGCUGUUUCUGUCCGAGUUUGCUUGAAAUGGCGGCAAAGAGCGAACCUAUUAUUAGUGUUGUCCCUAAUGAUGAGGGGAAGGAGAAAUUCAAAAAAAGUGAGAAUGUUGCUUUUUACAGGCGACAGAUCCAGGGUCCAAACCUGAAGUACCGACUUCUUUUGGAUUCCCUUGUCCUCACGGAGAAGGGCGCACGUUUUGAGCUUUUGGAAGAUGGCACAAAGACCAGACUGCUUCUUUCUUUGACACCUUCCAAAAACGACACCGUAAGGAUCGUAAUAGACGAGAUCUGGCCCAUCAAAACUCGUUACAGAGUUCCAGAUGUGUUGACCGGGGAACCUCCUAGUGAACAGUUGAGAGUGGAGAGCAAGACUAAGGACUCCGUCACCCUGUCCUGGUCUUCAGGACGAUACCAGGUCAGAGUGUGGCACUUCCCUUUCCGGCUGGAGGUUUUGUGUGAUCAGGAAGUGAUCGUCACCUUCAACUCCAAGGACAAACUGUGGUUUGAAAGCUUGCAGAAUAAACCCAGUAAGCUUGAAGAGGACAAGAAGUCACUGUGGAGGGAGACUUUUAGGAACUUUGAGGACAUCAAAGCAAAUG
Poecilia latipinna (sailfin molly) is the source of this 725-nucleotide messenger RNA. RefSeq names its product neutral alpha-glucosidase C. The record is from RefSeq and is a predicted model, not a curated record. The transcript has 7 exons. Lineage: Eukaryota; Metazoa; Chordata; Actinopteri; Cyprinodontiformes; Poeciliidae. The annotation marks the transcript as partial.